This is a messenger RNA of Vitis riparia (riverbank grape), 2397 nucleotides long. RefSeq lists its product as uncharacterized. The record is from RefSeq and is a predicted model, not a curated record. Gene Ontology annotation, cellular component: cytoplasm. Gene Ontology annotation, molecular function: protein binding. The transcript is spliced from 11 exons. Bases 320 to 2227 code for a protein of 635 amino acids. Lineage: Eukaryota; Viridiplantae; Streptophyta; Magnoliopsida; Vitales; Vitaceae.
CGCGGCUUCGCCCUCCACCGCCAAGACGUCCGCGAACGGAGAGUCGUGCAGCCUCUCGCGCAACUGGAUGAGCUCGUUCAGGCCACGCAGAUUGAGGCUGUGAGUUCUAGGUUUUGGCCGAGGUUUGUUGGAUUAGGCGGUGUUUGGACGGUGGAGUUCUGUUUCCGUAACUGCAAUCUGAAAGGAGUGGUUGACGAUUAGUGUGGUUUCGAUCCUCUAGGUGAAGAGCUGAGCUUGAAGUCUGUGUUUUUGUCGUUAGAAGAGUGGAGGAAGCUGAGAAUAUUGGUGGUGGUUGGUGAUUCAUAGUCAGUAAAGCACUAUGCACUUCAGAGGGUGUAGAACCGAUAUGCAAGACAUGCGAAACUGCUAUGAUACCCUACUCUCUGCAGCUGCAGCGACUGCAAACAGUGCUUAUGAAUUCUCAGAAUCAUUGAAAGAACUGGGGGGUUGUCUUCUUGAGAAAACUGCAUUGAAUGAGGAUGAAGAAAGUGGUAAAGUUUUGCUAAAGCUGGGAAAGGUGCAAUAUGAACUUCAGAAACUUGUAGAUAGCUAUCGCUCUCAUAUUUUCCAGACAAUUGUAACACCAUCAGAGUCUCUUCUUAAGGAGCUUCGGACGGUUGAGGAGAUGAAGCGACAAUGUGAUGAAAAAAGAGACGUAUAUGAAUACAUGAUAACAAGACAAAGAGAAAAAGGGAGGUCAAGAAGCGGGAGAGGUGAAACUUUUUCUUCACACCAGGUGCAAGCGGCUUGUGAUGAAUAUGAUGAGGAGGCAACCUUAUUUGUUUUCCGUUUGAAAUCUUUGAAGCAAGGACAAUCCCGUAGCCUUCUUACACAGGCUUCUAGGCACCAUGCUGCUCAGUUGUCUUUCUUCAGAAAGGCUCUCAAGUCUCUUGAGGUAAUUGAGCCGCAUGUAAAAUUGGUCACAGAACAGCAACAUAUUGAUUACAAGUUCAGUGGACUAGAAGAUGAUGAUUGGGAUGAUGGGGAAGAUGAUGACGACUAUGAUGGGCAUGAUGGGGACUUAAGUUUUGACUAUGGACAAAUUGAUCAUGAACAGGAUUUUGUUUCUACAGCGAGAAACUCAAUGGAGUUGGAUCAGGAGGAUCUUACAUUUCCUCAAGUUGCAACAAUGGAUUCUGUGAAGUUGCAGGAAAAUCUAGACAAAAGCUAUGUGGAUUCUUUUGCUAUUAAUAGUGAAAGCAGGAAAAUCAGCCAAUCUGCCCCACUUUUUGCUGAGAAGAAAUUUGAUUCUGCACGGAUGAGAGAAAUGCGGCCUCUGUCAACACGCAAGCUUCGGACCUAUGUACUACCCACACCAGAUGAUACAAAGAGUUCAGCUCCUACAAGAUCAGAUAGUCCGGAUUCUCGCCCAAUACCCACAAGUUUGAGUGGGCGUCCUCACAAUUUGUGGCAUUCUUCCCCCUUGGAACCAAAGUAUGAAAAGAUUUUGGGAGAUGACAAAGUUUUUGAAUCUACUGCCAUGAAUGCACAGUCAGUACUCAAAGAGAGCAAUACUAAUCAUGCGUCUAGUGGACUACCCCCUCCUUUGGUUGAUGGGCUUCCAUUUCGGAUGAUAAAUUCAAGUGUUGUUUCUGAUACUAAGAAGGUCAAAAGAUACGCUUUUUCUGGUCCAUUGACAAGGAACCCAUGGUCAACCAAGCCUGGUUUGUCUGCCAGUGAUCCUUUGGUCUCAGUGACACAACCCCAAUUGUUUUCUGGACCUCUUUUGCGGAGUCAAAUGCCGCAUCUAUCAUCAUCAUCAUCACCUCCAAGAGUAUCUCCAAUUGCUUCUCCCUUUUUGUCAUCACCCAAAAUAAAUGAGCUUCAUGAGCUUCCUAGGCCCCCUUCCAGUUUGACCUUGAAACCUUCAAGACCUUCAAGUUUGAUAGGUCAUUCUGCCCCCUUGGUUGCCAGUGGUCCCAACCUUUCUGCUACAAAUAAAUUGGUGGUGUCAAGUACAGCAUCUCGGUUGCCAUUACCUCUGCAAGCUGUUCCUCGCAGUUUCUCCACCCCCUCAAGUGGUCAGAAACUGAAGAUACCACGUGUUUCUGGACCAUCAGAAGCUCCUCAGAAUUCAGAGAUGGCUGAAAAUGUCACUUCACCACCUCUAACACCAAUUUCUUUAUCAAACAUCCAGCCGGCAUCAACUUCUUCUGUCAAUGAUACUAGUCAACUUGGAGGUAAUUUUGAAAUACAAUGCUUUCAUCCUCCCCUUUUGUUGUAUUAAUUGCUGAGUGCUAAAACAUGGAUCUUAUGGGCCUAGGCUUUGAUAAUCAACAUAAUUCUUGUCAAGUUUGGGUUACUUCAUGGAAAAUUGAAUUAUUUCAUGCAAAAUUUUCAAUAGUCCAGUAAGGAAAUCAACAGGAUAAAUUUCUAAAUGAAGUUCAUGAUGGAAAA